CGUGCGGAUAUCUCCUACUGUCACGCGGCACGGUUACGAUUAAAUUUUUGUGACUUUUUUUUUUCCUCCCAAGUUAUCGUCUGCUUUUUGAUAACCAAAGAAUGGAUUGUUUUGAUAUAAGAAUUCCAUAUCGUGUCAUUUUUAUUGAUUGAUUUGAUUUUGUUGUUUGAAAAUGCCGACAAAAAGAUCUCAGGAAUUCAUGGAUUUAAAGAAUGGAAACGAUAAAAAAGCAUCGAAACCCCUCAUCGAAAAACGUCGCCGAGCCAGAAUCAACCAUUCCUUAGCUCAAUUGAAAACCCUGGUUAUCGAUUCAAAGACAGAGAACACAAGACAAACGAAAUUAGAAAAAGCAGACAUCUUAGAAAUGACUGUGCAGCAUUUGAAAGAUACCAAGAAGCAACAAAAUGCAGUGACAGCACUGGAUAUAAGGCAAGGCAAGAAGAAAUUUGAAAUCGGAUAUAUGGAAUGUGCUAGACAAGUUGAACUUUUUCUUGCCAAUUUAAUGGACCCAAAUUUAAUAGAAGUGGAAGAGAACUUGAAAAGGAGACUUAAGGAUCACCUCUGUAGAAGUCUUCAGGAUUUCCCAUGCACAGAUGAAAAUAUACAUGUUGAUAAAUACAAAGGUACUUUAUCUCCUAAUUUGACGAAUUCAGUUUCGCCUCUUGUGCCAACAGUUAUAAAAGACAAUCAUAGUAAUAUUCUUCAGAAAAGAUGUGAAGAUGUUGUAUUUUCUGAAGAUAUUGCUCAAAGCAACGUAGUUGUUGAAAAUCCUUAUUCAAUCAAUACCAAUUAUGAUCAAUACGAAACAGAUCAAAUGAACAUUAACGAAGUUCGUAAUUCUCACUUUGAAAAUUCUCACUUUUCUGGAGGUUCCAAGACAAUGUGUCAUCAAAACACUUUGCAGCCAGAAAUUUUGAAACCACAUCAGUCGCCUUUUCCAGAACAAGAAACAUUUUCAAAAGCAAGAUUUAAUCCAUCGCCAAAUGGUCUGGACAGAUAUCAACCAUCACCUUCUUCUUCAGAUUCAAAUUCAACUUCAUACGCACAAGAAUGGUUGAAUUUAAAAGUGAAAUGCCCAAAUGACAUAAACAGUCCCAAAACAUCCCAAUUUUGUUCUACAAGUUUUCAGCAAAACACAAACGUGCAAAGAGAACUUCAUCAAAGUACUUCAACAGUGAAAACUGAAGACAAUUAUCAUCAAAUAUCUCUUGUGCCUCGUCGAUUAUCUAACGGCGAGUGGGCACUGGUGUUACCUGGGAAUUUCACUUUGACUGAAAAAGAGCAUAGUCCUCUAAGUGCCUUUAAACUUGUAUGGCCAACCAACUCUACAGAAGUUGAUAACGAACAGCAAGGAAUGGGACAGCGAGGUGGUUCUGGUUCGCCUCUAUCCAGCUCAGUUUCUGACUUAAGUUCGGAAGAUUAUGGUUACAGAAUGGAUGUUGAACCACCAGUGAAAAUUGACCACGAUGGACAGACUGAUUUUGGUUAUGUAUGGAGACCAUGGUAAAAAUUUGGAUUAAACAACUGGAAUAAUUUUCUGGGGAGAAAAAAUAUAGAAUAUUUUUUGUUUCCAUUGAUAUGAUUAUUUCAGGAAUUAUAAAAUGGUAUUUAUCAGGUUUCCAAGGAAACGGAUCAGUGAAAUUAAUUAGUGUCCAAAUAAAUGAGAGCUCAAUGACAGAUUUUUGACUAGGUAGAAUAGGCAGUUGCCUAGGGGUACUGAACUGAAGAGGGGAGUCAAGAAGUUGAUUCUAUAACAUUAUUAAACAUAAAUUUACAAAAAAUAAAAAGUCUAUGACUUAUAUAAUAUUCAUAUAUUAUUAAUUCUUCAAAUAUAUGUUUCCAGAUUCCUAUCUAUAUUGUUAUAUUCACUUGUAUCAUUAUAUAUACACAAAGGGCCUUUACUUACGUAAU
Molecule: messenger RNA, 1911 nt
Organism: Argiope bruennichi
Lineage: Eukaryota; Metazoa; Arthropoda; Arachnida; Araneae; Araneidae
Exons: 4
Coding region: 173-1507 (444 amino acids)
Biological process (GO): regulation of transcription by RNA polymerase II; anterior/posterior pattern specification; regulation of neurogenesis
Cellular component (GO): nucleus
Molecular function (GO): RNA polymerase II cis-regulatory region sequence-specific DNA binding; protein dimerization activity; DNA-binding transcription factor activity, RNA polymerase II-specific
Source: RefSeq, a predicted model, not a curated record